Molecule: messenger RNA, 921 nt
Organism: Neltuma alba
Lineage: Eukaryota; Viridiplantae; Streptophyta; Magnoliopsida; Fabales; Fabaceae
Exons: 3
Coding region: 1-828 (275 amino acids)
Molecular function (GO): carbohydrate binding
Source: RefSeq, a predicted model, not a curated record
AUGGGGAAUAUGUUUGGUUCAUCAUCACCACCACGGUCACGGCCAACGCCGCCGCCCCCACCGCCCCCACCGCCUCCGCCUCCGCCUCCGCCGCCGCCGCCCCCACCACCCCACCCCACCCCCCCACCAGCCGCCGCCCCGCCUCCACCCCCGCCCCCGCCCCCUCCCCCGCCCCCGCCAUCGCCACCGCCACCGCCGCCGCCGCCUCCACCGCUGUCGUCGCCGCCAUCGCCACCAAAAAAACCCUCAGAAAUAGAGAACAAAAGAGAUGGGAAAGAAGGUCAUCAUCCAAACUCAAAGCCACUUGAACCUAAGUUCUGGAUAAGCAAGAAGUUGAAUUGCAACUGUUUCAUGCUGUAUGCAAGGGCACUUUCAAUCAGUGGGGGAGAAGAUAAUCGCUAUUGGAAAUGGAUACAACUCCCAGAAUCAAGUGGGACAAUGAUAGAGGCAGCUGAACUGGAAAGAAUGUGUAGGCUGGAAGUGCAUGGGAGGUUAGACACAAGGAAGCUGACACCAAGAGUUUUGUAUGAAGUUUGCUUUGAUGUGAUGCUGAAAAACCCGGCAGAGGGCGGGGAGGUUCCUGUGAAUGUCAGGCUUGUGCUGCCAGGAGGGAAGAAGGAAGAACAUAGGGAGAAUUUGAUUAGCAAGAUGAGAGCGCAGUGGAUGGAGAUCCUAGUCGGGCGAUUUGUAGCACCAGCUCAUGAUGAAGGUGGAGAAAUGGAAUUCUCUCUGUAUGAAAUUGAAGGUGGGGCUUGGAAACAAGGCCUUGUCAUCAAAGGAGUCUCCAUCAAACCUAAUCCCAAUGACUACAGAAUUUCUCUGGAUUGAUGCAAAUCAUGCACUAUGACAGGUCAUCUGGUACUGUUCUAGAGUAUAAUAAAACUAAUCGUAGAGUUUUAUGUACUAGUUUCAGCUUAUAUA